UCCUGCGCGGAGCGCUGCGCCCCUGGCUCUUCUGAGGGGCUGCGGCGGGCGCAAGCCCGGUAGGCCCGCGGCCCAUCCUCGAGGGAGCCAUGGACUCGCAGGGGCUGAAGACUUUGAUUAAUUACUACUGUCAAGAGAGAUAUUUCCAUCAUGUGUUACUUGUUGCCAGCGAAGGAAUGAAGAGGUAUGGUAAUGACCCAGUCUUCAGGUUUUAUCAUGCCUAUGGCACAUUGAUGGAAGGUAAAACUCAAGAAGCUCUUCGAGAAUUUGAGGCUAUUAAAAAUAAACAAGAUGUAUCACUUUGUUCUCUAAUUGCACUGAUAUACGCACAUAAAAUGAGUCCUAAUCCAGAUAGAGAAGCUAUUCUGGAAUCAGAUGCCAAAGUGAAGGAGCAACGUAAGGGAGCUGGACCACAAGCUUUGUACCACGCAGGCUUGUUUUUAUGGCACGUUGGUCACCACGAUAAGGCGAGAGAAUAUAUUGACAGAAUGAUCAAAAUGUCAAAUGGUAGUAAAGAGGGACAGGUUUUGAGAGCAUGGCUUGAUAUUACAAGAGGAAAAGAACCUUAUACUAAAAAAGCACUAAGGUAUUUUGAAGAAGGAUUACAAGAUGGAAAUGACAUUUUUGCUCUGCUGGGUAAGGCACAGUGCCUCGAGAUGCGCCAGAAUUAUUCAGGUGCUCUGGAGACUGUAAACCAGAUAAUCAUGAAAUUUCCAAGUUUCCAUCCUGCUUUUGUAAAGAAAAUGAAACUACAACUAGCCUUACAGGAUUGGGACCAGACGGUUGAGACAGCACAGAGGUUAUUGCUUCAAGAUAAUAAAAAUGUGGAAGCACUAAGAAUGCUGGCUCUUUACUAUUUGUGUAGGGAGGGAGAUAUAGAUAAGGCUGCCACCAAGCUGGAAAACUUAGGAAAUGCACUGGAUGCCAUGGAACCACAGAAUGCUCAACUUUUUUAUAAUAUCACAGUAGCCUUCAGCAGAACUUGUGGACGUAGUCUACUCAUUCUUCAAAAAAUUCAGACAUUACUAGAAAGAGCUUUUAGUUUAACCCCUCAGCAAUCAGAAUUUGCUACAGAACUUGGAUACCAAAUGAUUUUACAAGGAAAAGUUAAAGAGGCAUUGAAGUGGUACAAGACUGCCAUGACACUUAAUGAAACCAGUGUCCCUGCACUGAUUGGAUUUAUCCGAUGUCAAUUAAUAGAAGGGCAAUUACAAGAUGCAGAUCAGCAGCUAGAAUUCCUUAGUGAAAUUCAGCAGUCUAUUGGAAAAUCUGCGGAAUUAACCUAUUUACAUGCAGUUCUCGCUAUGAAGAAAAAUAAACAAGAAGAAGAAGUUAUUAAUUUGUUAAAUGAUGUCCUGGACACUCAUUUUUCACACUUAGAAGAUUUACCUCUUGGCAUACAGUAUUUUGAGAAGUUAAAUCCUGAUUUCUUGCUAGAAAUUAUUACAGAAUACCUGAAUUUCUGUCCAAUGCAGCCUGCAAGUCCUGGGCAACCUCUUUCUCCACUGCUCCGACGCUGUACCUCAAUCCUGGAGACUGUAGUAAGAAGUGUACCAGGUCUUCUGCAAGCUGUCUUCCUAAUAGCAAAAGUGAAAUAUUUGUCAGGUGAUAUUGAAGCAGCUUAUAAUAACCUGCAGCAUUGCCUAGAACGCAGUCCUUCUUAUGCAGAUGCUCAUCUCCUGAUGGCUCAGGUUUAUUUGUCUCAAGAAAAAUUCAAAUUGUGUUCUCAGUCUCUUGAACUUUGUCUGAGCUAUAAUUUUAAGGUGAGAGAAUAUCCUUUAUAUCAUUUGAUAAAAGCUCAGUCACAAAAGAAAAUGGGAGAAAUAGCAGAAGCAAUUAAAACUCUGCAUAUGGCAAUGAGUUUACCAGGAAUGAGGAGAAUUGGAGCUUCCUCAAAAUCAAAAUACAGAAAAACUGAAAUUGAUGCAAGCCAUCGUUUAUCAGUCUUUCUUGAAUUGGUAGAAGUUCAUCGCUUAAAUGGAGAACAGCAUGAAGCAGCAAAAGUUUUACAAGAUGCCAUCCAUGAAUUUUCUGGGACAUCUGAAGAAUUGCGUGUUACUAUUGCUAAUGCAGACUUAGCUCUAGCCCAGGGAGAUGUUGAGCGGGCUUUAAGCAUGCUUCGGAAUGUUACCACUGAACAGCCGUAUUUCAUAGAGGCCAAAGAAAAAAUGGCAGAUAUAUAUCUGAAGCACAGGAAAGAGAAAAUGUUAUAUAUCACUUGUUAUAGAGAAAUUGCUGGAAGAAUGCCCAGCCCUCGUUCCUUUCUUCUCCUUGGUGAUGCAUACAUGAAUAUUCAAGAGCCUGAAGAAGCCAUCGUAGCCUAUGAGCAAGCAUUACAUCAGAACCCAAAAGAUGGAACACUGGCAAGCAAAAUUGGGAAAGCGCUUGUCAAAACUCACAACUACUCAAAGGCAAUCACUUAUUAUGAAGCUGCUCUGAAAAGUGGACAGCAAAAUUAUCUUUGCUAUGACCUGGCUGAGCUUUUAUUAAAAUUGAAAUGGUACGACAAAGCAGAAAAAGUUCUUCAGCAUGCUCUAGCUCAUGAACCUGUAAAUGAACUAUCAGCUCUCAUGGAGGAUGGACGUUCUCAAGUUCUUCUAGCAAAAGUUUAUAGUAAAAUGGAAAGAACUAGUGAUGCAAUCACUUCCUUACAACAGGCUCGAGAAUUACAAGCUCGGGUACUAAAACGUGUUCAGAUGGAACAGCCAGAUGCAGUUCCUGCUCAGAAACAUUUAGCAGCUGAAAUUUGUGCAGAGAUUGCAAAACAUUCUGUUGCUCAGCGAGACUAUGAAAAAGCAAUUAAGUUUUAUAGAGAGGCUCUUGUUCAUUGUGAAACAGAUAAUAAGAUAAUGUUGGAGCUGGCACGGCUGUACCUGGCACAAGAUGACCCUGACGCCUGCCUGCGGCACUGUGCUCUCCUUCUCCAGAGUGACCAGGACAAUGAGGCUGCCACCAUGAUGAUGGCAGAUCUCAUGUUCAGAAAACAGGACUAUGAACAAGCAGUGUUUCAUUUACAACAACUUUUAGAACGCAAACCAGAUAAUUAUAUGACAUUAUCUCGCUUAAUUGAUCUUCUAAGAAGAUGUGGCAAACUUGAGGAUGUUCCAAGAUUUUUCUUAAUGGCUGAGAAACGUAACUCCAGAGCAAAAUUGGAGCCAGGAUUUCAGUACUGUAAAGGACUAUAUCUUUGGUAUACUGGAGAACCAAAUGAUGCCCUUCGACAUUUUAAUAAAGCUCGGAAAGAUAGUGACUGGGGCCAAAAUGCCCUUUAUAAUAUGAUAGAAAUCUGUUUGAAUCCAGAUAAUGAAACUAUUGGAGGUGAAGUAUUUGAAAAUCUCAAUGGAGACUUGGGCAAUUCAACUGAGAAGCAAGAGUCUGUGCAAUUAGCAGUGAGAACAGCAGAAAAACUUCUUAAAGAACUAAAACCUCAGACUGUUCAGGGUCAUGUACAGCUUCGCAUAAUGGAAAACUAUUGCCUGAUGGCCACCAAACAGAAAUCUAAUGUUGAGCAAGCAUUGAAUACCUUCACUGAAGUAGCAACGUCUGAGAAGGAUCAUAUUCCAGCACUUUUGGGAAUGGCAACAGCUUAUAUGAUCUUGAAACAGACGCCAAGAGCCAGAAACCAGCUGAAGCGGAUUGCAAAAAUGAACUGGAAUGCUAUUGAUGCUGAGGACUUUGAGAAGAGUUGGCUGCUACUUGCUGAUAUUUAUAUUCAAUCAGCAAAAUACGAUAUGGCAGAAGAACUGUUAAAACGGUGCCUGCGUCAUAAUAGGUCUUGCUGCAAAGCUUAUGAAUAUAUGGGAUACAUUAUGGAGAAAGAGCAAGCGUAUUCAGAUGCUGCCUUCAACUACGAGAUGGCGUGGAAAUAUGGCAACCAGACAAAUCCAGCAGUAGGAUACAAACUGGCAUUUAAUUACUUAAAAGCAAAAAGAUAUGUGGAUGCAAUUGACAUAUGUCACCAGGUUCUUGAAGCACAUCCAACUUAUCCAAAAAUCAGAAAGGAUAUACUUGAUAAGGCCCGUACAUGUUUAAGACCUUGAAAAUUAUUUUAAUUUAGUUUGUUGGUUCAGUGGGAAAUGAAAAGAAUCUGAGUUUUUCCAGUUCCAAAUAGGUUUGAGCUACAUUUUAUAAUAGAAGCAUACUUUUUCUCCAGCAGAGGCUGCUGUUGUAUAUAAAAGGAAACACUGUCAAAUGGAUGGUUCCUGAUGGAGAAUGUGAAUGAGAGGUGUUUUAUUUGAUUGACUGUCUUGAUUAGGUGCAGAUUUGGUGUUGUUGGUAAAGAUUAUAACCCAUUUUUAUAAAGAAUAUUUUGUUAAAAUCUAGGUAAUUAAGUAUCCAAUAUCUUUUCUAAGGAGUAUUAGCUGUUUAUUUCAGGAAAUAUAUCUAAAAUGCUAUUGUUCUCUGUUAAAAUUUUUUGUAACAAUCUCUCGUUUCAAAGCUUUGAGUAAAUUCCUUGUAAAUAAUUUGUGAGAAAGAAAAUAUAUUUUUAAUAAAGAUUUUGUAAAUUCAUGGUUUGUAUUCCUCUUGGAACUUAAAAGACAUGGUAAGUUUUGCAAAAUGAGGGUAAGCUCCCCAUGCAGUCUGCAAUGUUAAUGAAUAGUAUUGCAGAAAAUGUGACUUCCCUAGAAAAAUUUUUUGAAAAGUGUAAAGAGUAUGAAUUUCCCUUCCCUUUGUUGAACUCCUUCUGCCUGAUCUCAAUGCCAAUGUGAUCUUGAGAAACAGUUAGUACCUGAAAUCAGUUUAAAUACAUAAACCUUUAUAGCAAAUAUUUAACCUUAGCCCAAAGGCUAGGUCUUUUGGUGUAACUUCAGACUCUGUAACACCUGGUGGAGAAGAGUGACAAGAUAGUUUUGGUCAACAGGGACUCACAAAGCACACCAUAUGACAGCAACUACCUACCCUAUUGUGCCUCAGACCAUCCUGGCAGAACCGUUCUCAUCCUUUCACGCUAAGUUUAACCUCAUCUAGUAAACUCAGUUCUUAGCAUUAUUUUUAAUUUAUUGUCUACAUCAUUUUCUGUUGUUUUUAAAGAUACAAUAAACAUACUCUUCGAUUUCAUUUGCAUUUUCAAUAAACACAGUAUUUUUACAAGUCA
Messenger RNA from Diceros bicornis minor, 5095 nucleotides. It is a transcript of the gene TTC21B, whose product is annotated as tetratricopeptide repeat domain 21B. NCBI's taxonomy places the organism in Eukaryota, Metazoa, Chordata, Mammalia, Perissodactyla, Rhinocerotidae. Bases 90 to 4040 code for a protein of 1316 amino acids. Gene Ontology annotation, biological process: intraciliary retrograde transport; protein localization to cilium. Gene Ontology annotation, molecular function: protein binding. The record is from RefSeq and is a predicted model, not a curated record. Gene Ontology annotation, cellular component: intraciliary transport particle A. The transcript has 29 exons.